AUGGGCGGUAUUGCACUGUUUGCAAAAAAAAAAAGACAAGAGAAACAAUUGGCCAAGGCGUGCAUCCCCCGAAGGAGACAUACUAGCACCAAUUUGUCUAAAUUAUCCUCGGGAGGGAGGAGUGGGUUCUUACUAUUGUUGUAUUAUUUUGGAGAUAUGAAGUUGAAGUUUAUCAUAUACGGGUAAAUUACUUGAUCUUACUAUCCUCACUGCACGAGUACUGUACUAGUACUGUACUCAGCCUAGCAUAUCCGAAAAUGAUGGUAAAAAAUAACAUUACCAUGGUACAAGUAUAGCUCCAAGUGCAUCAGUUACGAUACUUUUCUAUCAUAUCAUAUAUGUAGGGAUAUUUUUGGUAUCAUUCUCUGACCUUAUAGGUGUUGUUAUUUCUGUAUGAUACUAGUAGUGUUUUAUCAUGUUAAAAUUGAAAUUUAAUCUAGUAAAAGACUGCUUAACUUUUGGAGAGGGAUAUACGGGUUUUCUAACUGUCUAGGUGGUUUGUCCUGGGGCUAUCAUAGUACUGUAGCUUAAUUUGUAUUAUAGUUGAAUUUUCAUUCAAGCUAGAGCAACUUUU
Molecule: messenger RNA, 574 nt
Organism: Tuber melanosporum (Perigord truffle)
Lineage: Eukaryota; Fungi; Ascomycota; Pezizomycetes; Pezizales; Tuberaceae
Exons: 1
Coding region: 1-186 (61 amino acids)
Source: RefSeq, a predicted model, not a curated record